Anopheles stephensi (Asian malaria mosquito) is the source of this 1223-nucleotide messenger RNA. Its product is annotated as cell growth-regulating nucleolar protein. The transcript has a single exon. NCBI's taxonomy places the organism in Eukaryota, Metazoa, Arthropoda, Insecta, Diptera, Culicidae. Gene Ontology annotation, molecular function: DNA binding. Gene Ontology annotation, biological process: negative regulation of transcription by RNA polymerase II; rRNA processing. The record is from RefSeq and is a predicted model, not a curated record. Gene Ontology annotation, cellular component: nucleolus. The coding region runs from base 196 to 1164 and encodes 322 amino acids.
UUCCACAAACGUCAAACUGACAUCCCACCGUGUAGAAACGUCAAAUUUGCUUACAAAAAAAAACGUAAACACAAAACACACGUGCGAUUCGUGUAUCGAUCGAUUCAAGCAUCGGCAUCGGGUGGUAAAUUUUUUGUUCGAAAAAAAGAAAACUGAAAUCACACAAGCUUUGCCCAGUUUAAAGACUGCAGCAAAAUGGUUUUCUUCGUCUGCAACCACUGUGGCGAAUCGAUGAAGAAGCAGGUGGUGGCCACCCAUGCCUUCCGCUGCCGACGAGCAAUCAGCGUAUCCUGCAUGGACUGUCUGAAAGAUUUCCUCGGCAAAGCGUACGAAGCGCACACUGUCUGCAUCAGCGAGGAGGAAAAGUAUGCCGCCAAAGGGUUUGUGGCCAAGGAAAAGAAGAAUGUGAAGAAACAGGAAGGCUGGAUCAGUCUGAUCCGGUCGAUCACACAGCGGCACCAGAAUCUAUCCCCCGGCGUGAUGGCCGUAUUCGAGCUCAUCAAUCGGAACGAAAACGUACCGCGCAAGUUUAAACCAUUUGUCAACUUUAUCCGAAACUCGAGCAGAUCCUUAAGCAGGAACGAUGUGGAAGACGCCUGGGGAAUAAUAGAACAGGAAGUUAAGAGAGAGCUUCAAACGAAUGCCCCUCAACAGAACGGUGCAAACAAGGAACCGAGCGUACCGACGAAGACGACAGAUAGUACAGCUGACCCCGGAGAGAGUAACGAAGCGCAAAAGACAUCGGUAGCAGAAGAAGAAGAAGAACCCACAAAGCAGAAGAAACGAAAAACGGAAAACACCUCGGAAAAUGGACAGGAGCUGGUAGAGGAAAGCCAACCGACGAAGCAGAAAAAGCGCAAGACGAAAAACGGUCAUGAGGAGACACCGGGUACGGUAGCGAACGGAACGAACGGAACGGAGCAGGUACAGCACGACGGUGAGCAGGGAAAAUUCCACUGGAGUGAUGUGAUUCGCGAAUUGCUGCUUGCGAAAAACAACGAGAUGAAGCUGGCCAAGCUGAAGAAGAAGGUUAUGAAGCGUUACCAGCAAACGACCGGCAGCAUGGAGGCUGAUGGAAAGUUCGACCGAAAGUUCCAGAAAAAGAUUGCGAAGAAUGGGUUUGUGGUGGUGGAAAACGAUACAGUACGUUUGGUAGAAGCGUAACGAAAAUAUAAUGUCUAGAUUUCAUAUGUACGUUAUCAUACUGGUACAGCACAACAAAA